GAACAGGGCAGAGGGCGAAUAACGAAAAACAACACCGGCCAGUGAGUGUAAAGUGGUGAAAAGUUGAUUGAAAUUUAAGUGUCAACUGGUGUCAACAUCAACUACAAGUACUGCCUGAACGUUUACCAAAGUAAUACGUGUACAGAUUUAAUUCACCGCAUUUUCUGAAAGUUUAAAAUGGCUGACGAAGAUGAAGGCAAUGAGUAUCGGUGGGAGACUGGUUAUGAAAAGACAUGGGAGGCCAUCAAAGAGGAUGACGAUGGGCUGCUGGAAGCAUCAGUGGCGGAGAUCAUCCAGCGAGCUAAGAGAAAGCGACAGGCUGAGAGGAAACCUAACACUCGUUUGGGUAUGAUGAGACACCUCUACAUAAUUCUGGAUUGUUCUGAUGCAAUGUCAGACCAAGAUCUAAAACCAACACGUCAGCUUUGUACAGCCAAACUCUUGGAGGGUUUUAUAGAAGAAUACUUUGAUCAGAAUCCCAUUAGUCAAAUGGGGAUUAUUGUUACUAGAAAUAAGAGGGCAGAGCUUGUGUGUGAAUUGGCUGGAAAUGUACGAAAACAUGUUGAUAUUGUGAAACAAAUUGCCCAAGGUCCUUGUAGUGGAGAGCCGUCACUACAAAACUCUUUAGAGUUGGCUUUAAGCUCUUUACGUCUCCUACCUGGACAUGCAAGUAGAGAAGUUCUCAUUAUAAUGGGUUCACUCACCACAUGUGACCCUCAUGAUAUCAAUGUUACAAUCCAGAAACUGAAAGCUGAAGGCGUUCGUUGCUCAGUUAUUGGAUUGGCUGCAGAAGUUAGAGUUUGCCGGCAGCUUAGUAAAGAAACGGGUGGCUUGUACUCAAUUAUUUUAGAUGAUUGCCACUUCCGAGAUCUUCUCCUUCAGCAAGUAGAACCACCACCAGCUGCUCGCACUCAGGACUGUUCACUUGUUCGCAUGGGAUUUCCUCACCACAGCAAAAUUGGAAAUGAUCCAGCUGAUGCCAGUGGUGCCCCCAACAACAAUGCUAUGUCAUUUUGUAUGUGUCAUUUGGAUGUGGAAGGAAAGAUGGAUGCAAGUAAACUUGGUGUUGCCGGCCACCUGUGUCCUCAAUGUGGGAGUAAGUACUGCGAGUUACCUGUGGAAUGUAGAGCGUGUGGCCUCACACUUGUCUCAGCACCUCAUCUUGCUCGCUCCUACCAUCACUUGUUCCCUGUGGAUAACUUUUUGGAGAUGGAUGCAAAAGAAAAUAUGAAGCACAACUGCUUUGGGUGCAGACGAAAAUUUGUAGAGAUUGAUAAACAUGUCUACAAGUGUGGUGCUUGUUCUCACAUCUUCUGUUUAGACUGUGAUAUUUUUGUUCAUGAUACCUUACACAGCUGUCCAGGCUGUACAAGUUCUUGUAAGAAUGUCAAAUAAGCAUAUCUUGAGCUACUAAAAUGAAGGUAAAUGUGCAAGAAAAUAA
This is a messenger RNA of Frankliniella occidentalis (western flower thrips), 1441 nucleotides long. It is a transcript of the gene Ssl1, whose product is annotated as general transcription factor IIH subunit 2. Gene Ontology annotation, cellular component: transcription factor TFIIH core complex; transcription factor TFIIH holo complex. The record is from RefSeq and is a predicted model, not a curated record. Gene Ontology annotation, biological process: DNA-templated transcription; nucleotide-excision repair; regulation of transcription by RNA polymerase II. Lineage: Eukaryota; Metazoa; Arthropoda; Insecta; Thysanoptera; Thripidae. Gene Ontology annotation, molecular function: zinc ion binding. Bases 178 to 1395 code for a protein of 405 amino acids. The transcript is spliced from 8 exons.